Phytophthora infestans T30-4 is the source of this 642-nucleotide messenger RNA. RefSeq lists its product as uncharacterized. NCBI's taxonomy places the organism in Eukaryota, Oomycota, Peronosporomycetes, Peronosporales, Peronosporaceae. The transcript has 4 exons. Bases 1 to 642 code for a protein of 213 amino acids. The record is from RefSeq and is a predicted model, not a curated record.
AUGUUCCAGGUCUUGUCGCUGCUGUUACUGCUGCUCCUUGAGAGCGUCUCCAGUGUGCGCUCGCCCCCUCAGUUACCUCAUCAAUUCCAAGCCGAGGUGUUGGUUUUGUCACAUCUCACCGAUCCUCGUCAGGAGUAUCCACCGUCCAUGGGGAGGAUGAAGGUCCAGUACGACUUUGACCAGCAACUGGCAAGGGCCGAGAUGCUGGAAGGAUACAACGCAGGCAAAACCUUUGUGCGGCGCUACGACCAGAAACAAGAGUUCAUGGUCAAGAGCGGAGAGUUCCGAAAGUGCGAACGUGCCUACUUGGGCGACGCUAUGCCAGUACCGGAGAUCCCAUUUACUCAGGAAUUUGUGAGUGUGAGAGGCAAAGUGUGUGAACAUUGGGUGCACACACACGAUAACGUUCGUGUGCAUGUGUACAGUGACGUUGCUACGAAUGUUCCGAUUCGGCUGACGGAAGAAAAUGUCAUUAACGGGCAACCCACGAUGCUGCAGACGUUCGACCUGCAAAACGUUCAUGUUGGACCGCAGAACGCGUCGAGCUUUGCCAUUCCCGACGGAUACGAGCGAAGUGACUGCGUACGUAACGUGGGAGGGUUCCCCUAUAUCCACGCUUUCCACUACUACCUCCGAUUUUAG